This is a messenger RNA of Labrus mixtus (cuckoo wrasse), 5296 nucleotides long. Its product is annotated as disintegrin and metalloproteinase domain-containing protein 10-like. Gene Ontology annotation, molecular function: metalloendopeptidase activity involved in amyloid precursor protein catabolic process. The transcript is spliced from 16 exons. The record is from RefSeq and is a predicted model, not a curated record. Gene Ontology annotation, biological process: Notch signaling pathway; membrane protein ectodomain proteolysis. The coding region runs from base 89 to 2458 and encodes 789 amino acids. Lineage: Eukaryota; Metazoa; Chordata; Actinopteri; Labriformes; Labridae. Gene Ontology annotation, cellular component: synaptic membrane; plasma membrane.
UGAGAGGAGGAAGGUGCAAUAAACACACAGGGCGUCUGCGCCUAUCUAAGUAGGACAAUAAAGUGAAAACGGCAUCAAUGCUCUAACAAUGGAUUUGGCAGAAAUGCUUCUUCUUAAAGUUUUUCUCUUCGCGUGUUUACUAAACGACGCCCAAGGACACUAUAGAAAUCCCCUGAACAAGUACAUCCGUCACUAUGAAGGCCUGUCCUACGACACAGAGCUUGUGCACAGCAAGCAUCAGAGGGCCAAGAGGGCGCUCUCUCAUGAAGACAAGUUCCUUCAUUUAGAUUUUCAUGCCCAUGGAAGGCAAUUUAAUUUACGAAUGAAGAGGGAUACCAAGUUGUUUGCCCAAGAUUUAAAGGUGGAGAUUUCAGGACAAGAGGUUCCGUAUGAUACCUCACAUAUCUACACUGGAGAAAUCUAUGGUGAGAAAGGUACCCUUACUCACGGUGCCAUUGUGGAUGGUAAGUUCGAGGGCUUCAUUCAAAGCUACCACGGCAAUUACUACGUGGAGCCUGUUGAGAGGUACCUGGAGGGCAAAGAUGUGCCCUUCCACUCAGUCAUCUACCAUGAAGACGAUAUACACUAUCCGCACAAGUACGGCCCAGAGGGAGGCUGUGCUGAUAGCACAGUGUUUGAUAGGAUGAAGAGGUACCAAGCCUCGGCUGUCGAGGAGCUGCACAAGCAGGAGCUCCACACUGAGACUGCCUUUAAUGAACCUGUUCUGCUGAGGAAGAAGAGGAUGGCCCAGGUUGAGAAAAACACCUGCCAGCUCUUCAUUCAGACGGACCACCUCUUCUACAAGUACUACAAGACCAGAGAGGCGGUCAUCGCUCAGAUCUCCAGUCAUGUCAAGGCCAUUGAUGCCAUCUACCAGGGCACAGACUUCAUGGGUAUUCGCAACAUCAGCUUCAUGGUGAAAAGGAUCAGAAUUAACACCACCAAUGAUGAGAGAGACAGGUCCAACCCGUUUCGCUUUGCCAACAUCGGGGUGGAGAAGUUCCUGGAGCUGAAUUCAGAGCAGAACCAUGACGACUACUGCUUGGCUUAUGUUUUCACCGACAGAGACUUCGAUGAUGGGGUGUUGGGUCUGGCCUGGGUCGGCGCCCCUUCAGGGAGCUCCGGAGGCAUCUGUGAAAAAAGCAAGCUGUACUCGGACGGAAAGAAGAAAUCUCUCAACACUGGCAUAAUCACUGUACAGAACUACGCCUCCCACGUCCCUCCUAAGGUCUCCCAUAUCACUUUUGCACAUGAAGUAGGACACAACUUCGGCUCCCCGCAUGAUUCUGGAUCUGAGUGCACGCCCGGAGAAGCUAAAAGCCAAGACAAGAAAGAAAAGGGCAAUUAUAUCAUGUAUGCAAGGGCUACGUCUGGAGACAAGCUCAACAACAAUAAGUUUUCCAUAUGUAGCGUGCGCAACAUCAGCCAGGUGCUGGAGAAAAAGAGGAGCAACUGUUUUGUCGAGUCUGGCCAGCCCAUCUGUGGUAACGGCCUGGUGGAGCCAGGAGAGGAGUGUGACUGCGGCUACAGUGAUCAGUGCAGAGACCAGUGCUGCUAUGACGCUAACCAGGGAGACAACAAGUGCAAGUUAAAACCCAACAAAGUCUGCAGUCCCAGCCAGGGUCCUUGUUGUACUGCCGAGUGCAGCUAUAAGGGCCGUAACGAGAAGUGCAGGGAGGAUUCAGAGUGCGCUCACCAGGGCAUGUGUAACGGAGUAAGCCCUCAAUGCCCCACGUCUGAGCCCAAGGCGAACUUCACCGCCUGCCAUGGAGAAACUCAAGUCUGCCUCAACGGAGGCUGCUCUGGCUCCAUCUGUGAGAAGUACGGACUCGAGGCGUGUACCUGUGCCAGCCAAGAUGGCAAAGAUGAGACUGAGCUGUGCCACGUUUGCUGCAUGGAGAAGAUGAAUCCCAACACAUGCAGCAGCACAGGAUCGGAGCGUCUGGCUCGUUUCUUCAAUAAGAAAGUGACUACGCUGCCAGCUGGCUCGCCCUGCAAUGACUUCAAGGGCUACUGUGACGUGUUCAUGAAGUGCCGUUUAGUGGAUGCAGAUGGACCACUGGCCAGGCUGAAGAAGGCCAUCUUUAACCCAGAGCUCUAUGAGAACAUUGCAGAGUGGAUUGUGGCUCAUUGGUGGGCAGUGUUGUUGAUGGGUAUUGCUCUUAUCAUGCUCAUGGCCGGCUUCAUUAAGAUCUGUAGCGUGCACACUCCGAGCAGUAACCCCAAACUUCCCCCUCCCAAACCACUUCCAGGCACUUUGAAGAGGCGGCGAGCGCAGCAGCACGCUAACUCCCAGGUGCAGCAUCAGUCUCAGCACCCGCACUCCCACCAGCACGGCGGGCACGGAAGGCACGGCGGCCAGCGGCAACCCCAGAGGCAGCCUCAGCCUCAGGCGCAGCCCCAGAGGCACCACCGUCAGCCCCGAGAGAACUAUCAGAUGGGUCAGAUGAGACGCUGAGACCCUGCAUCCCGCCCCCUCCCCCCAAUGCCUUGGCUCCUCCUUGUGCCUACAGUGGGAAACAAAAGCGUCACUCCAUCCAAAGAAAAGCCUGACAUGGUUGUUAGUCAUCAUCAUAUCAUCCUCCAUUGACAGACAAAACAGACACAUGGAAAACAGAAAACACUAUCUAGCAACUCGAUUGGCUCUUUGUGGAGUGGACUCGACCAUCAGCCAUUUCCAAAUGCAGUGUGAUCUAGCAUCUUUUUCCACCUCUUCUUUUUUCUUUUUAAGGAGUGCCAAGGAGUUAAGGAAUCAUGUGUAGCUUUAGUACAUUCUGUGCUGUGUUUUUUUUUUUUUUCUUCUUUUUGGUCGAUUGCAACAUCUUCUUUGAGUGACACGCCCGUGGCUGCUGGUGAAUUGUUCCGUGCUAUUUUUCUUUGUUUCUUUUUCUUUCCGCCAUUCUUGCCAGGAAUGAGAGACACUCGUGAGGAUUUGCGGCACUUUUGUGAUUUACACAUGUCAAACGGCAAAAGACACAGGCUCCGGUCUCUCGUGCAGACAGUCUUCUGCAUGUGACUGUACAUAUUUAGUGUAUCAUAAGUGAAAACAAACUAUUUCUUCUACUGUAUAUGUGUAAUUCUUCACUUUUUUUUUCUUUGAUUAUUCGGUUAGUGCUCUCAGGACUAUUAACACAUUUAUUGAAGGAUUGAUGGUUGUGAUGAGUUCCUUGGUCGACUCAUUGUGGAGGAUUUGACGCCAUCAAGUUCUCCCUGCAGUCGUCCAAUCAGGUGGAUCUCUGUCACUAUCGUUAGAUUGCUAGAUUUCGGAUUUGAAGAUCACCAUAUCCCACUUUUCAGGCCUUCUUUGUUCAAGGUCUCUUUUUCUCAUCUUUUUUUUUUAAUUGUCUUUCUAACAUCAUGUUUCGCUCAUGUUGUGUAACAAGCUAGAUGACGGAAGGGGUCGUGGGAACAGAAAGGGAAAGAGAUCGCCUAGUUUGGUACACCUUUUUAUUGUCUUUAUUGAUUAUGUUUUUGAUAAUGAAGAAUGAAUAACCACUAACUGAAGCUGAUGAAGAUGACGAGUCUACCGGUUCUGAUAUGAAGACGAGGGAAAGGAGGGAUGCUGUGGCUUAGUUUAGAAGUGAGAGUCUAUCAUGUUACAGAGUUAGUUUACAUGAGUGUUGAAAUAAAUUUAAAAACGACUCCAGUGUGUGGAUGUAAAAAAAAAAAAAAAAAGUAUGAUUAAAUCAUUCUAUUAUUCUUCAGAUAGCGAAUCUAAGAACUUUUCAAUGUGGGCAUGCAGACACAUUUAUUAAAUGUGACUAUUAAUUGACCAAGGUCUGUAAUAUUUGUAUGUCACUCAACACUAUUUACUUUGACAGCUGUUACUGUUAGUCUUAAAGCGAGUGGGAGGAGCCUCGCAGCAGUGCUGUCACAGUAUUACAUUCCUCUGUGUGUUCACUAUUUUCACAGGAGACAAGCUGCUGCCGUUUGAUUUACUUUAAAAAAAAAAAAAAAAAUCACCUGCAGUUACAUCCUGGUCAGAUUCAUCAUCCCCUUGAGAGUUCACGAGUGCAGCCGUCAGUGUGAGUUCACAUCGGCAUACCAGGAAACUUUAAGAGGAAGAAAUGAAGGAGGGAUGUGAGCUUUUAUUUUAUUUUAUUUUUUUGUGGGAUUGUUUGACCUCAGGUGUUUUCUUCCUUCCCUCGCUGCUGCAGCACAGCAUGAGGGGAUGCUUUGGGAAGUGAUCAUAUGGUUACACUAAGCAAAUGGAUUUCAAAAUCUGGUCAUGAUGUCCUAGGAUUUAUUUACAUUUUGCCCACAAAUAGGAUUAUGGGAGUGGGUGAAAAGUUGGACGCAGGCAGUAAAAACUUUGAUGUUUUGCAUUAGAUAUUCAGCAAAGGUUUUUUCGUGUGUGUGCACUGACUUAAUUGGCAUCCUGGCAUUAUUUUUUCUGAAUGCAUGCAAUACUAAUCACAGCUAAUAUCUUACAACACUGUCCUAAUGGUUGUUCUAGUCACACACAUGCUCUGGAGGGGACUUUAAAAGUAAUGUCUCACAGUCAACAGUUGAUCUCACAUGGCAGAUGAAUCAGGCAGGUCGGCGGUGUCUAAAACUUCUCAUGUCUGUACAAUAAGGAGCUCUUUUUAAAAUGUCAUCUUCGAGGCCGAAUCACAUCCGUUGACGCCUGGAGAAUUUACAUGUAAACUUGUACAGUACUUCGAAAAAUUAGCAUUUCAUUUGAAAAUGAAAAAUUACAUUUUGAUACAUCUGUUCCAUUUUUUGUAUUCUAAUUCCAGAGUAAGUUGUUCAAAGAUGUUCAUAUGUGACAAACUUUCCUUUCUGCUAAGUUAUUUAUGUUCUUCUAUGUGCUAGUUGAAAUGGAGUUUGCUUCUGAUACUUUUCUCCACCAUCGUCGAUGAUAAAAACAGUUCAGGGUGAUGGAGUUAAUGUUACAUUCUCAUUUUUGUCUUCGUUAUCCUGUGGCAUGGUUUGGGUAGAAGAGCAGAAGAAUAAUGCCUGUAAAUUUACUUUCUUUUUCAUUUCGUAGUCUUGGUAAAAAAAAAAGAAGUUUUUAGAUAAACGUGCACUGAAAAUGUCCAAAUUGAGUUGAAAUGUCGUAGGUGAUGUAGGCCGAAAGAACACAAGAUUAAAAAGUAAUACUACUGUCUGAUUUUAAUGUUCACUGUGUUUUAUACAGUAUCGGAAAUUUUUGUUCACUUUGAACAUUUUUACUAAAAAAAAAAAAAAAAAAAGAUUUCAAAUUGUAUUGUGCAAAGAGAUGUAAUUUUUGGAGUACUUGAAAUGCAUUAAUUAAAAGACUGGUUCAAAAUAAAAUAGACCCCUGUUUACUGUC